Molecule: messenger RNA, 1914 nt
Organism: Cyclocybe aegerita
Lineage: Eukaryota; Fungi; Basidiomycota; Agaricomycetes; Agaricales; Hemipholiotaceae
Source: the annotation of a GenBank genome assembly
AUGUUGCGCAGGGUUCUUCCAAGAGCUGUUGCGCGUUCGUCGCGCGCCUUCCAUGCAUCACCUUCUGUCUCGCGCGUUGUUGCAACCAACCCCGCAAAGGCGGGAGAAUCUUGGUCCUCUGGGAAGUACCCUCUCAUCGAGCAUGAAUUCGACGCCGUCGUCGUAGGUGCCGGUGGUGCCGGUCUCCGAGCAGCCUUUGGUCUUGCAGAGGCAGGGUUCAAGACCGCUUGUAUCACCAAACUUUUCCCUACUAGAAGCCACACUGUCGCUGCUCAGGGUGGUAUCAAUGCUGCUCUUGGUAACAUGACGGAGGACGACUGGAGAUGGCACAUGUAUGACACUGUGAAAGGAUCGGACUGGCUGGGGGACCAGGAUGCCAUCCACUAUAUGUGUCGCGAGGCUCCUAACUCGGUUAUUGAGCUCGAACACUAUGGAGUGCCCUUCUCCCGUACGAAAGAAGGGAAGAUCUACCAACGGGCUUUCGGAGGACAAUCUUUGAAGUAUGGCAAGGGUGGUCAGGCAUAUCGUUGUGCCGCGGCAGCUGACCGAACUGGCCACGCUAUCCUCCACACUUUGUAUGGUCAAUCAUUGCGACACAACACCAAUUUCUUCAUUGAAUAUUUCGCUCUUGAUUUGAUAAUGGAAGAUGGCGAAUGCGUCGGUGUCAUCGCCCUCAACAUGGAAGACGGGACUCUGCACCGAUUCCGUGCUCAUAAGACGGUCCUUGCUACUGGUGGAUACGGUCGAGCAUAUUUCAGUUGCACUAGUGCACAUACCUGCUCCGGAGACGGAAACGCCAUGGUUGUCCGCGCAGGACUGCCGCUUCAGGAUCUUGAAUUCGUUCAAUUCCACCCAACUGGUAUCUAUGGUGCUGGAUGCCUAAUCACUGAAGGUUCUCGCGGAGAGGGAGGCUAUCUCUUGAACUCCGAAGGUGAACGAUUUAUGGAGCGUUAUGCGCCAACCGCGAAGGAUUUAGCUUCCCGUGAUGUUGUUUCUCGGUCCAUGACUAUCGAGAUCCGUGAAGGCCGUGGCGUUGGUCCUGAAAAGGACCACAUCUACCUGCAACUCAGCCAUCUCCCACCUGAAGUCCUCCAUGAACGACUACCUGGUAUCUCUGAGACAGCCGCUAUCUUCUCUGGCGUCGAUGUUACCAAGGAACCCAUCCCCGUUUUGCCCACUGUUCACUACAACAUGGGAGGCAUUCCUACCAAGUACACAGGCGAAGUUAUCACCAUUGACGAAAACGGCAAAGACAAAAUUGUUCCUGGACUCUAUGCUGCAGGUGAAGCAGCGUGCGUCUCCGUCCACGGUGCUAACCGUCUUGGUGCAAACUCUCUUUUGGAUAUUGUCGUCUUCGGCCGUGCUGUUGCACACCACAUUCGUGACACCCUUGCGCCCGGUAAGCCUCACAAGGCCAUCCCUGAGGAAGCUGGCCUCGGCUCCAUCGAGUUUUUGGACAAGAUCAGGAACGCUGAGGGCUCAUUGCCCACUGCCCAAAUCCGCCUAAACAUGCAGAAGGCCAUGCAAUCUGAUGCUGCUGUCUUCAGGACCCAAGAAUCUCUGGAUGAAGGUGUACAGAAGAUGCGUGAGAUUUACAAGAGCUAUGUCAACGUUGGAAUUAAGGACAGGAGCAUGAUCUGGAACUCUGACCUCAUCGAGACUCUCGAGUUGCGCAACAUCCUCCAAUGCGCCAUGCAAACCAUUACCUCUGCCGCUGCUCGCAAGGAGUCACGUGGAGCUCAUGCUCGCGAGGAUUAUCCUGAUCGUGACGACGAGAACUGGAUGAAACACACACUCUCCUUCCAGCCCGAUCCCGAGAGCCCUGAGGUUGUUCUCAAGUAUCGUAGCGUUAUCGACACCACUCUCGACGAGAACGAGUGCAAGCCUGUACCACCAUUCAAGCGCGUCUACUAA